This is a messenger RNA of Fundulus heteroclitus (mummichog), 5301 nucleotides long. RefSeq names its product protein phosphatase 1 regulatory subunit 29. The record is from RefSeq and is a predicted model, not a curated record. The transcript has 4 exons. Gene Ontology annotation, cellular component: plasma membrane. Gene Ontology annotation, molecular function: protein binding. Bases 638 to 3472 code for a protein of 944 amino acids. Lineage: Eukaryota; Metazoa; Chordata; Actinopteri; Cyprinodontiformes; Fundulidae.
GGUGCUGAGCCUGCGACGUUGCUGAGAGAGAGAAAGAGAGAGAGAGGGGGAAAUCUUCUUUUCUGCUCCAGCCAGUGGACGCACCAUCUGAAUGGGACAUAAGUGAAGGCCUAAAUGUGUCUGUUGUGUACCACGACCACAGAGGAAUCGUAGACAGUACAAGAACAGCAAAACAGCUCGCAGGAAGUUUCCAGUGCGAGCUUGGAUGCCAAACUGGGGAAAAUCCAUCUCCCUGGGUUUCUCCAGAAAGGAUACACACAAUUAAAGGCAGGAAGAGCUGUGUAAACGUCUCUGAAGAGGGAGGACACAGAAAAUAGAUAACAGAUCCCUCCAAGGUUCCAUGCUGCCCUUGAGUCAUACUGACAGCAAGUCUUCAAAGAGAGAAUGAAGACCUGUUGCUUCCCUUCAAAUUGUACUUCAAGAAAAUAUGACAUAUUGUGGAUCUGCUGCUAAUCACCACGAUGCUGAGACGGGCAUUGUAAAUCCUUCACUCCAUCUUCAGUUCCUAACCCAGGCCCAUCUCUUUUCGAAGUGUUCCCUGGUUUUCCUUUUCCUGCAAGAAAAUUCUCCUACAUCUUUACCCUGAUUGCAGUCUUUACAGUGCUUUUUUUUUUUUUUUUUUUUUUUUUUUUACAUCAUGCAGCGUGCUUCCCCCAUUUCUGUUCUCCUCCCUCUUACACUUUCUUCCCUCUUGUUCUUUUCCUGUUUUCCCAACACAGCCAACGGGGACUGCUGGCUUAUUGAAGGAGACAAAGGCUAUGUUUGGCUAGCUAUAUGCAGUCAGAACCAGCCUCCCUAUGAGACUAUCCCCCAGCAUAUAAACAACACAGUCCAUGACUUGAGACUAAAUGAAAACAAGCUGAAAGCUGUGCUUUUCAGUUCCAUGUACCGCUUCACGAACUUGACAGACCUCAACUUAACCAAGAAUGAAAUCAACUAUAUUGAGGAUGGCGCCUUUGCUGGACAAGCCAAUUUACAGGUUCUUCAACUGGGUUACAACAAGUUGACGAAUAUCACUGAGGGCAUGAUGAGAGGGCUUGGCCGGAUGCAGUGCCUCUUCUUACAGCACAACCUCAUUGAAGUUGUUGCAAGCAAUGCAUUCUGGGAGUGUCCAAGCCUCAGCAGUAUCGACCUGUCGUCCAACAAACUCGCCCGCAUCGACCCAUCCACAUUCACAGUUCUCAGUCGCUUGAUGGUAUGUGAACUGGCUGCAAAUCCAUUCCAUUGUGGUUGCGAUCUCCUUGGCUUCUUGUUCUGGUUGGAGUCCUUCAACAACGUGUCACACACUUAUGACCGCCUCCAGUGUGAAACACCCAGGGAAAUGUUUGGCUACCCUUUACUGAGUCCUUUUGCUUCAAGUCACGCUGGCCGCAAUGCCAAAAACAUUUUGUACCAUCGUUGCAGAGAUGGUGUGAUGAUUCCAGGAAUGACAUCCCUACCACCAGACCUUGAUGGUCCUUCUGGAAUCGGACCAGAGAUGUUUGGUGGUGUUGGGCCAUACUACCAGCCCACCACCUCUUCUUCAUCUACAGAUGACAGCUUGAGCCCAAGCAUUAAGCUCCAUCAUGUUUCUUCGUCAUCAGCCUCUGUCAUUAUAAAGAUUCCAAGACCGUACAGCAAAAUGUAUAUUCUUACACAGUACAACAACACACUGGUGUCUGAUGUCACCAAUUUGAAAUUGACUAUACAAAAGAUAACUCUUGACAAGCUUAGGCCAAACAAUAAUUACACCUUCUGCGUGGGCUCUAUCCGUAACUCUCAACGUUAUAACCACACCUGUCUCCAGUUUACCACUCGAGGCCAAAGUCGGGAUGAGCUCCCCACCCCCUCAACCACUACUCACUACAUAAUGACCAUUGUGGGCUGCCUUUUUGGCAUGCUGAUUGUUAUAGGAAUUGUCUACUACUGUCUUCGUAAAAAACGGAUGCACGACGAGAAGAAAAAGUCCAUCUCUGUCAAAAAAACUAUACUUGAAAUGCGUUAUGGGCCAGAGGUGGCGGCAGCAGUGGCAAAUGAUCCAUCAGCAGUCCAAAAGCUUCAGGAGCAGUCCAGGGAGCAUCACCAAUAUCAGCAUCACCAUGGCGGAAAACUGUCCACAUCCUCAAGCUCUGGACUUCUACACUCAGCAAACACUACCUCCUCACGGCUUUCCUCUAUCCCACAAGUAGAAAAGAUGGCCUCUGCUUUCUCUGAGGCCAUGGCUACAAGUAAAGGAAACUAUAUGGAUGUGAGAACUGGAGGGGCAGGAAUGGAAAGAGUGGGGGAUGGUAGUCAUGGCGGGAGAAGGGGGGACGACCUGAGGGAUGAUGACGGAACUGAUCUUGGCGAUGAUUCGGACGAUGAUGGACACGGUUCUGCCUCAGAGAUCUCCACUAUUGCCAUGGAGGUGGACAAAGUUAACCAAAUCAUUAACAACUGCAUCGAUGCCCUUAAACUUGAUGCAGCAGCAGUUGCUGCUUCAGGCACCUCUACUAACCACCCAGCUUCUUCCAAUCCCACCUCCCCACCGCCCACCAGUACGUCCUCUGUCACUCGUGGCCUAAUCCCAGGAGGCACAGAGACAUGUCAGGUCAUUGCUCCAAACAAAUUACCACCUCCUCCACCCCUUCCUGCAUUAAACACCCCUCUCUCCGAACGACCAGGGAUCAGUGGUGGGGGCUUUGUUGUUACUCCCCCAUACAGGCACCCUCCCCCAGCCACAGCUGCACGUCCCAUUCAGCGCCAAAUGAGUGCAGAUGCAGCUGUUGUUAUGGCAAAUGCUAUCAAGAAACAAAGCAGUACCACAUCGUGUGGCUCCACUGGUCGAGACAGGGAUCGAGGAGGAUCACGAGUGUAUAGUCUGGAUGUUCCUGAACCAAGAAGCCCAGAUGCCUGUAACCAACAACAGCCACAGUACCCAGACCGAGCCAGUCCUGUGGGAUGUGGGGAGCCGCUGGAGAGACUGCCUUUAGUAGGGAGUGGGAGUUGCGGGGGAGGGGGUGGUGGUGGUUGCGACAGUGGUGGUGUUGGUGCUCAACAUCAGGACAGCCAGAAGUCACAUCAUUACCAUCAGCAACAACAGAUACAGCAACAGCAGCAGCUGGAGGUGCAGCAGGACUACCACUGCUCGGAGCACCGCCACUCUGUCCCAGCUCUCUACUACCAAGGGUCCCACCAUGGCUCCCCAGCCCAGCGAGUUUCUUUUCUAAAACCCCUAACGCGAUCCCGCAGGGACGCAGCUUCCUAUUCCCAGCUUUCCCCUGCCCGCCAACACUCCAGUUACUCUGGAUACUCUUCUAGCCCAGAGUACUCAUCAGAGAGCUCGCUACGUAUCUGGGAGCGGUUUCGUCCUUACCGAAAAGGGCCUCGUGACGAGGCCUGCUACGUGACAGCUGGAAAUGCCCUUCGAAAAAAGGUGCAGUUUGCUAAAGGCGAGGACCUGCAUGACAUCCUUGAUUAUUGGAAGGGUGUCUCUGCACAGCAGAAGUUGUAACAUGGGACAAAACAUAAGUUGAGUUGGAAAAGGAAUUGGAAUUUUAGUACUUUUUAUCCCGAUAAGCCCAUGGGCUAGAGAAACCAUUUGAAGUUUAUUCAGAGGAAAAAUAUAGGACAAAUUUUCCUUGUGGGCUUAUUUUUUUUCUUUUUUUGGCAUGCUAGCUGUAUAGGAUAUUGUGCUACAAGCAAGUACGGUGAAACUGUGCCUGGGAAUUUGACAUUCAUUACAGUGUUUUUUUAACAUUUCAUUGUAGCAUUUUUUUCUAUCUUACUUGUGCUUUUCAUUUAUUAUACAGGGAACAAAUGCCAAUUGUGUAAUUUAGUACUCUUUGAAGUGAUCAUGUUUUGUGAUCCUAUGGACCAUUUUUUAUCAGUGCCAUGUCUCAUCUCAAGCUCUGAGGUUGUUUGAUCCUAGAUGUUUCUUGUUGUGUAUUGGAUUUUCUCUCCAUUUCAACAUCUAAAAUAUAGUAUGAUUUGGACAACAUAGGUGAUUUGGACAAGGCGGGUUUUUACCUGCUUUAAAACAGGCCAAGGUAAAAAUAUUUCACCAACAAUCUGCACACUGCAGUAUUGUACCUUAUUCUCUUUUAAAAACAUUUUUUACAUUGAAAGAAAGUGAUCAUUUGCACACAAAAGCUCAGUUAAAGCAAUCAGGUCAAAACUAUCUACUAAGUUUUUCUAAAAGUGGUGGGAGAUAAGGAGAAGUAGUGGUUUAAUUUAAAGUUUUAACAAGUUUCCAGGUAACACUUUUACAUGGUUUACUGGGUAAAGUUAUUACAAAACAAACUCUCCAAAACACAGUGUUGUAAAAAUAAUAUUAUGAUUACUUAUCAGUACUAGAAUGAUUCUUUAGUUGAUACUAGGGGUGUGACAGUACAUCCAGCUCACAAAGCGAUCCAGAAUGGUGGGUACUUGAGAACAAGAUGAGAUCAGAUUUUACUAAUAUUUCUGGCAAAACUAAGAUUUAUAUUUUUUCACAAAUAAUGUAAAGAUUUCAGAAAUCACAGAUUGUGUUUUCAAAAAGCUUUAACCAAUGAAGAGUAACUGAUCCAAGUUUCAUCUGAUAAAAGUUUAAUGUUUCUGUCAUUACAAGGCGGGGCUUAUGCCAAACAAGGACAGAAAAUGCUUCCUUUUUAUGUUUUCACUAGUACAGUAAACAUCUACCUUGUUCACUGUGCUUUUCCACUUUAUGUUUGAGGAGUGUAAGCAUUUUAGUUUCCGAGCCAGAGAGGAUUCCAAUUCAUUACAGAGUCAUCAGAAAAUGUUAAAUUUUUCAGUUAUAUUGCCCUAUAAUUUCACACCGAUAGGAAGGAAGUUUCGAGCCAAAUGCCAGUUUUAGCAUCUUUAGCAGAGAUGGGUAACUUUUCUGCCAGGUAUUCAACGUGCUGCCAGAUAAAUGGCUUAACUGUGGCUUUUGUUUGACCUUGUGUUAGCCUGCCAGGAUGGCAGGAAGAUUGUAAGGAGGCACUGUCAACACAACAGAGCUACUGAAGAAUGCUGCUUUUUCUUGCUUCAAAAUGAGAGUCUCAAACAAAGAUAUCACAAGGUGUCAAGCUUGAAGCAUUUACCUUUGUUCCCAGGGCUUAUAAUAACAGCUUAGACUUACUUCACCCUGGAAGCAAUUGGAUUUAGCUUUGUGAGACAGACUUUGAGGCAUUUUUAUAUCCUUGGAUCCCGUGCCUCAAGCUUCUUUGUUACACCCCUAGUUGAUACCCACCUAAGGUUGUUCAACAUUAAAUUUGAGGUUCAAAUUAAUUCACGGAUGAGUUUGAAUAUCUCCCUUAAAAUCUCUCUCUCUCUCUCUCUCUCUCUCUCUCUCUCUCUCUC